Messenger RNA from Exophiala bonariae, 3144 nucleotides. RefSeq lists its product as uncharacterized. Gene Ontology annotation, molecular function: protein binding. The record is from RefSeq and is a predicted model, not a curated record. NCBI's taxonomy places the organism in Eukaryota, Fungi, Ascomycota, Eurotiomycetes, Chaetothyriales, Herpotrichiellaceae. The coding region runs from base 1 to 3144 and encodes 1047 amino acids. The transcript has 4 exons.
AUGGUUGGGCCAACUACCAAGAGCAGUGCUGAUAAUCCAUCAUGGGAGGAUUUGAAGGACGUUAUCCGCACAAUGUAUCUAGUGGAAGACAAGAGCCUUGGUGAAGUCAAGAACAAGUUGGCAAAGGACUAUGGUUUCGAGACUACCAAAGCUCAACUCGAACUUUAUUUCAAGAAAUGGGACUUUCGGAAGAACUUGUCCAGUGAAGAAUGGAUUGCUGUGGCUCACAAGAUAACAAAACGGAAAAGAGACGAGAAGGAAAGUGAAUUCAAAUCGGUGGUCAACAUCCAAGCACACACUCUCCUGCACAAUCCCGGGAGUGUUGAAACAACAUCAGCGACUAAUACAGACGAUUUCCAGGCGAGCAUCGUUGAGCACUUUGGAGAGCGUAUUGGCAAAAAUGAUCGCUCAUCAGCAUUUCAUCGAAAUCUCAAAGCAGCGUUGCCCAGAUAUGUUGUCAAUGGUCAUGCUGCAGACCUACAGACCACUCGAACAUCAAGUAAUUCAUUGCAUGCGGUUGACUUUCUUAAUCUGACUCUGUUCAUAUUCUCAAACAACCUUCUAAGACCGGACUUCGACACGAGCAGCAAGGCCUACGAAUGGAUUAAGCGCCACUCCACUGCAUGUCUAAUCGAAUAUCUUCUCUCCAUCAAUGAACCCACGGUCGAAGCCCUCGCAGAGCAAAUUUUUGCCCUCGCAAUCAGGAUGAAAGACGCCAAUAUAGUCCAAAAGAUAUUGGAUUCUGGCCUUAACCCAAACGAGCUCCGAUGCAUUGACGAAUCGGGCCAGCAGAUCACCCCACUGCAACGCGCGUGCCAAUUCCCUAAUGCUGAUAUCGUUCGAGUGUUAUUGGAUGCAGGGGCAGAUGUCAAUUUAUGCCUGUCCAAUUAUUGUUCCCCCUUAGCCAUUGCCAUUGCUCACUUCGAUGACCGUGGAAACUAUAUGGACCAUGUUGGGAUCGAACUGGUGCAGCUUCUACUACGUGCGGGCGCAAAUGUCAAUCCUGCUGUGGGCUCAUCCCCACUUAUCGAAGCCGCGGCAAACGCUCAUUUGGAACUUGUAUCUGUCCUUCUUGCUGCCGGUGCAGACCCGAACUUCUCGGAGGAACAUACUGGCAUGACUCCGCUUCACUAUGUAUGCAUAAGUAAUGGACCUGUGUGCGAUACCAUCGAUAUAGCCCGCCAGUUGCUUCAGGCUGGUGCUAAUGCAUCUGCUGAAUGUUCCUCCUCGUACGACGAUGAGCGAACGUCGGUGCUGGAACAAUCAACCCAUCCCACUAAAGCCGAGUUGAUCAAAUUGCUAUUGGACAGAGGAGCACUAGUCACCGAACGUGCAUUGAUCCUUGCCGUGGAGACAGACAACUUGGAUAUUGUCAAACUCUUCCUUAGUCAUGAGGCUCCCCUUACGAAAAAGGUAAUUGAAAACGCUACAAGUUGCGGUGAACCUGAGAUCUUUUGGUUUCUGCUAGACUCGGCGAAAAUUGGGGUAAGAAAAGAGCUCCAGCGUGCAGCGUUUGUUGCAGCCAUACACCACAAUAAUAAAGCUCUUAUCAAUGCCUUAUCUAAAUCUGAUCUCAAGCUUCGAAAAACGGGCGAACUCAGAGCUGCAAUCAAGGCUGCAGCCGGAAGGGGAGAUAUCUCUGUGCUUCGCCUUCUGCUCAAUGACGGUUCACCUCACCGGUCUGUCGCUGUGGAAUUAUUGGAGGGUGCGUUGGGCUGUGCUAUUGCCAACGGACGAGUUGAAGUCACUGAUUUGCUUCUCACGGCUGGUGUGGACGUAAAUAUACCGUCAGGUGACUCACAGAGCACUCCACUUCGAGAGGCAAUAUGCAAAAGAGAUGCUGAUCUCAUCCAAAGACUCCUGGCUGCAGGAGCAGCAGUCGAUACGGAAAAGCAAUCUUUCCGAGAGAUUUACAGUCCGUUCUCUGCUUCAGUGCUACCAGAAGCAGUAUCAUGGGGCGACUACUCGUGUAUUCGAGACAUACUUGAUGCUGGUGCUGAUGUCAACGCCCUGGACCCACUCAACAACAAAACAGCAUUGAUGGUGGCGGUCGAGAAGAAUGAUUUUCCAACUAUUCAUCUCCUGAUUGACAACGGAGCUGAUGUUAACGCUUUUGCUGUUCAGGCUAUAGGAUAUACAGCUCUUGUCGCGGCCGUGGAAAACAAUGCCAUAGACAUGGCCCAGUUUCUUCUAGAUUUGGGAGCUGUUGUAAAUGAACAGGCAUUGGUGGUGGCUAUCCCGAAGAGCCAACAAAUCAUGCAAAUGCUUUUGACAAGCAAGUUAGGUCGAGCUAAGCGCUACCCCUGUGGGUUUGGCUGUCGAGCAUUACAGCAUGCCAUUGCUGGAUCAAAUGCCGGCAUGAUCCAGUUACUGCUCUUGAACAGCAUCGACCCUAACAGUAUUGUCAGACAUGGCUAUACGGUAGACCACUCUACAAGAGACGACCUGCCUAUAAGCACCUGGAUCGAUGGGUAUGGAAAAUCUGCUCUGGGGCUUGCGAUAAGACUUGACAAGAGCAAAGAUCUCUGGGUGAUAAACAUGCUUUUGCUUGGUGGUUCAAAUGUGAACAAAAUCGUGGAUGAGAGAACCGGUCAGGAUGCUCUAACGGCGGCUGUUGACGAGAGUGAUCUAAGACUUGUCGAGAAAUUAUUGAGCGUCGGAGCUGACGUGAAUUUGAGAUUGGAUGGGAGAAGGUCACGGACACCUUUGCAACUGGCAGUUGAACGGGGACUUCUAGACAUUGCAGUGACUCUGUUGGAGCAUGGGGCUGACGUGAAUGCGCCUCCAUAUGACCGGGCAACCGCCCUACAGUUUGCGGCUAUCAAGGGCUAUCUUGGAAUCGCUGUUGUCAUGGUGGAGAAGGGAGCUGACAUAAAUGCUGCACCUGCGAAAGUCGGGGGGAGAACAGCACUGGAAGGAGCAGCUGAGCAUGGUCGAAUUGAUAUGCUGCAAUUUCUUCUCAAUGCUGGCGCACAAGUCAAAGGACCAGGGAGUAGGCAGUACGAACGGGCACGGAGUUUUGCUUCAGAGAAUGGUCACAUUGCUGCUCGUCGGCUUCUUGAGAGGCACCACUCUCAGCAGCCUGAACAUCAAACAACAGGGAAAUCAGUAUUUGACUAUGAGGCCUGGGAUGUAUGGGACUGA